AUGGGCGUCGUCACCAAUGGCAACAAGAAUGGGACCCUCUUUUCUACCGACAUUCUCGCUCUUGCGCUGGACAUUGUGAACCAUGCGGCCAAUAUGAAGACGCUGCUCGCCUCCCAGAACCUUCCCACUCCCAACUUUUCGCCUGACUCGCCCGAGCUGCCCGACACACCCGAAUAUGCCGCCCUGCGCAGCAGACUCGUGGCCUCGCUCGACGAUCUACGCCUGCUCGUCGUCGGCCCGCGGACCACGAUGCGCAGCCUGAUAGGCUCGAGCAACGACCUGGCCGCCCUCCAGGUCGCCUUUGAGUUUGGCUUCUUCACCAUUGUGCCCGUGGCGGAAGCAGAGAGCAUCGCCGUAGAAGACGUCGCCCGGCAAGCGGGCAUGGACGCAGGUCGAGCGCGGCAGGUGCUGAGGUUCCUAUGCACGCAUCGCAUCUUCCGGGAGGUCAAGGACGGCUGGUUCGCACACACGGCAAGUAGCGCGGCCUUUGGGCGGGACGAGAACCUGAUAGGGCUCGGACAAUAUUCUCCGCCUCCUUCGACGGCCGACUGCAUCAAGGCGUCCUCUCAAGUCUCGGACCUCGUCCAUUCACCCUUUACGACGCGUCUGGGUACGACCAUGUUUGAGUACUACGAGAAAAACCCAGAGCACGCUACUCGGUUUGCCACGGCCAUGGCGGGUGUUACAACCAUCGACCGUAAAUCUAGCACACUCGGUGAUGUGUUUCUAUGGGACACCCUAAGGGGCACAGUGGUCGACGUGGGCGGCGGCAGCGGACACGUCUCGAUCGCGCUGGCGCGCCGGUUCCCGCACCUCUCCUUCCGCAUUCAGGACAGCGAGAAAAUGCUCGCCCAGGGCCGGCGUGUCCUCGUCAAGGAGGACCCGGCCGUGGCCAGCCGCAUCGAACUGCUGCAGCACGACUUCUUCCAGCCGCAGCAGCCCGGCGGCAACGCCGUCGCGGCCUUCUUCCUCCGCCAUGUCUUCCACAACUGGGCCGACGCCGACUCGACGGCCAUCCUCCGCGCGCUCGUGCCCGGCCUCGAGGCCGCGCCCGCGGGAACGCCCAUCCUCAUCAACGACAGGGUGCUGCCGUGCCUGGGUGACGGGACGCCGCUGCACGAGGAGCGCGCGAUGCGUCGGCAGGACAUCAUGAUGCUGGUGGGACUGGGCGCCAAGGAGCGCACCCGCGCCGAGUGGGAGACCCUGUUCCGGGCGGCCGACGAGAGGCUCGAGCUGAAGAGGGUGCACGCGCAGGGGCAGUCGGCGCUGUUGGAAGUUAUGCUGAGAAAAUAA
Messenger RNA from Letharia lupina, 1293 nucleotides. RefSeq lists its product as uncharacterized. Lineage: Eukaryota; Fungi; Ascomycota; Lecanoromycetes; Lecanorales; Parmeliaceae. The coding region runs from base 1 to 1293 and encodes 430 amino acids. The transcript has 3 exons. The record is from RefSeq and is a predicted model, not a curated record. Gene Ontology annotation, molecular function: O-methyltransferase activity.